This is a messenger RNA of Calypte anna (Anna's hummingbird), 2353 nucleotides long. It is a transcript of the gene EPN3, whose product is annotated as epsin 3. The transcript is spliced from 10 exons. The record is from RefSeq and is a predicted model, not a curated record. Gene Ontology annotation, cellular component: clathrin vesicle coat; plasma membrane; endosome. Bases 219 to 2135 code for a protein of 638 amino acids. Gene Ontology annotation, biological process: endocytosis. Gene Ontology annotation, molecular function: phospholipid binding; clathrin binding. Lineage: Eukaryota; Metazoa; Chordata; Aves; Apodiformes; Trochilidae.
CCGGGACCUGCCCGCCGGGACCUGCCCAGCCAGCCCGGCGACUCGGCGGCGCGCAGCAGGCAGCGGGCGGGCUGCGGCCGUUCCUGCCCGCUCCUACCGGCACCGGUACCGGGCCGCGCUUCGCUCCGCGCAGGCACCAGUGAGGCCGUGGCUGUGAGACCCCAGCUCUUCUCCACUGUUCCUGCCCGCCGCCAGCGGGUCUCGGGCACUGCACAGCCAUGACGACCUCGGCGCUGCGCAGGCAGGUGAAGAACAUCGUGCACAACUACUCGGAGGCUGAGAUCAAAGUGCGGGAGGCCACCUCCAAUGAUCCCUGGGGACCACCCAGCUCCCUGAUGUCAGAGAUCGCCGAUCUCACCUUCAACACGGUGGCCUUCGCUGAGGUCAUGGGCAUGAUCUGGCGGCGGCUGAACGACAGCGGCAAAAACUGGCGUCACGUCUACAAAGCCCUCACCCUCCUGGACUACCUCAUCAAAACUGGCUCCGAGAAGGUGACCCACCAGUGCCGGGAGAACCUCUACACCAUCCAGACACUGAAGGACUUCCAGUACGUGGACCGUGACGGCAAGGACCAGGGCAUCAACAUCCGAGAGAAGGUGAAGCAGGUGAUGGCUUUGCUGAAGGACGAGGAGCGGCUGAAGCAGGAGCGGGCACACGCGCUGCAGACCAAGGAGCGCAUGGCCCUCGAGGGCAUGGGCAGUGGCAGCCACCAGGUCACCUACGGCCGCCGUGCGUCACCCUAUGGCGAGGAGUAUGGCCGGGCACGGGGCUCACCCUCCUCCUUUAACUCAUCAUCCUCAUCCCCACGGUUUGCCUCUGACCUGGAGCAAGCGAGGCCCCAGACAACAGGCGAGGAGGAGCUGCAGCUGCAGCUUGCACUGGCCAUGAGUCGGGAGGAGGCAGAGAAGAAGCCACUUCCUCCAAUUUCCAGUAGAGAUGAAGAAAGGCAAUUGCAGCUAGCGCUCGCGCUGAGCAAAGAGGAGCAUGAGAAGGAGGUGAGGACUUGGCAAGGGGAGAACUCCCUGAUGCAGAGACCUGUGGAGGAGCCUGCCCAGGGCAGGGAGGAAGAGGAGGAAGAAGAAAAGAUGAAGAAAAGCCAGUCUUCUAUCAUGGAGCUGGCAGAUAUUUUCGGGCCGGCACCAGCUCCCUCCAGCCACACGUCUGCUGACCCAUGGGAUAUGCCAGAUAUGAAACCCAAAGCAGAGCCAGCAGCCUCUGCCUGGACGGGUGCUGCUGACCCCUGGGUGCCGGUCCCGGCUGCGGGUGGGGAGCCCCUCUCCCAGGCGGGUGCUUCAUCCCAGCAAACCUCUGCUGGUCCUUGGGAUUUCCCCCCUGGCACCACCACUGCUGCCACCUCCGACCCUUGGGGGAAGGCUCCCUUGUCUUCUGGCUUCCCUCCUGCGGAUCCCUGGGUGACAGCAUCCCCCCCAGCCCAGGCCCCUGGUUCUACACCAGCUGCUGAUCCUUGGGCUGCUGUGGCUGAACAACCUCCUAACCCUGCUCCAGGGGGAGACGCUUUCGAUCUGUUUGCAAAGCUGCCGGAGCAGGAUUCCUCACAGCCACCCUCCUCUGCCAAGUCCAACAGCCCCGUCGAGCUGGACCCCUUUGAUGACCUGUUCCCCAGCACCAAGCAGGAUGGAGCGAAGAGCUUCGACCUCACCAACCUGGCUGAGUCCCUACCCGAAUCCAGCAAAGAACGGAAGGACUGUAAAACCCCUGAAGCCUUCCUUGGCCCCGCUGCCUCCUCCCUUGUCAACCUGGACUCCCUGGUCGCACCUGCACCAGCCUCCAAGACACGCAACCCCUUUCUCUCCGGUCUAAGCACGCCGUCCCCCACCAACCCUUUCAGCCUCGCCGAACAGCCCAAGCCGACGCUCAACCAGAUGCGGACCAGCUCGCCGGUGCCCGCCCUGCCCACCGGCCUCCCCGCCAACUCCAUGACCUACAGCGCGUCCCUGCCGAUGCCCCUCAGCAGUGUCCCCACCGCCGCCACCGCCCUCCCCAUCUCCGCCAGUGCCUUCCCCCAGGCCGGCACCUUUCCCGAGCUCCCCACCACUUUGCCGCAGCCGUUACUGCCCAUGAGCGGCCCCUCGGCCCCACCGCCCGCUCCGGGGGGGCUCAACCCCUUCCUCUGAAGUCUCUGGACCUAUAAACUCUCAUCCCUUCCCCGGCUGUUACAGACCCCCCCCCUCGGCCUUUUCUCCCACCAAGACCGUGAGGGGGCAGAGAUGCGCCAUGCCGGGAGGGUCCCCCCCACGCCAACCUCCUCCCUAUGCCCACCGGCUGGGGGGGGGAGGGCAGCCGGAGUGAGCCCCCGUGCUCGACAGGGGAGGGGGGACCGCGCUCCUUUCCC